Molecule: messenger RNA, 1587 nt
Organism: Penicillium paradoxum
Lineage: Eukaryota; Fungi; Ascomycota; Eurotiomycetes; Eurotiales; Aspergillaceae
Product: Dyp-type peroxidase
Exons: 8
Coding region: 1-1587 (528 amino acids)
Cellular component (GO): cytosol
Molecular function (GO): heme binding; peroxidase activity
Source: RefSeq, a predicted model, not a curated record
AUGGCUACACCUAACAAGAAGAACAUCCAAGGCGAUAUCUGGCCUCGUCUCCCUAAGAAGCAUGAGACCUUCGUCUUCUUCCGGAUCACCAAGCCGGCUGAAUUCAAAAAGCAUUUGUCGGGGCUGGUCCCUUUACUUACUACAGCUGAAGAUGCCUUCAAGAUGAGAGAGGAUAUCUACCGCAAGAAGGCCGCUGGUACUCUCAACGGGCUCGUUAAGCUCUCGGCAAUCAACGUUGCUUUCUCAGCCAAGGGUCUAGCUAAGCUUGGAGCCGAGGGAUUCACUGACGAGGUCUUCAACAACGGCAUGUACCAGGAUCUUACAUACCCAAUGCCCGGUGAAGAUGCAAAGCUGCACCAAGGACUUGACGACCAACAUGAUUGGUUCUAUCAGUUCAAGCCCAGCACCGGCGGAAUUGAUGGCGUAUUUACAGUCACUGGUGAUAGCGAACAGACCAUCGAGAAGACGAUCAAAACAUUGAUCGAUCCUAUGUUCCAGGUUGGCAAAGGUGGUCAGAGCAUGCAAAGAACCUUUUCUCAGAGUGGAUUCGUCCUUGAAGAUGACCGAGAACACUUUGGAUGGGUGGAUGGUAUCUCUCAGCCCGUCGUCAUGGGUCUCGACGACCUUUCGAAGAAGACGCUGAAGAAUGGCAUGAAGCCAAUCCCCAAUGGCGUCAUUCUUGUUGGAGGCGACCAAGACACCAAUAGCCACCCAGCCUGGGCCAAGGAUGGUAGCUUCAUGGUUUUCCGCACUUAUGAGCAAAAGGUUCCGGAAUUUGUCACAUGGUGCGCGGGCAAUAUUAAGAAAUUGAGCACGAAGGCAAACGCAGACAAUGGACCCCAGGCUCUGACAGAGCUCCGCCUAUUCUCAUCCCGUGUCAUGGGACGUUGGCCUGAUGGAGCUCCACUUGAGCUCUACGGAGACAAAGACCCCAACGAGUCGCUUCACCACGAUCCACUCAUCAACAACCAGAUGCUGAAGGAAAAGUGGGCCAAGGAAGGCAAAGACGAGAAGGAAGAGUUCAAGAAGAGGGAAGAGCGAAAUCACACCGACGAUUUCAGUUACAAGCCAGAGGAUCAGACUCGAUGCCCUUAUGCCUCGCACAUUCGCAAGUGCGGACCUCGCGAUGACCACCCACCCCACCCAAAGCACCUCAUGCUCCGUCGAGGUAUUCCAUACGGCCCUCUAACCCACAACGAUGAGAAGCGCGGUGGUGUCUCACAGCAUGACCGCGGACUGCUCUUCGUCUCCUACCAGAGUAGCAUCACCAAUGGAUUCCGUACUGUCCAGAAAGACUGGGCAAACACCGAAGGUGGCCCUGAGGAUAGAACCAAGGAGUGUGGAGGCGCGCAAGGCCAGGGAAUCGAUCCCAUCAUUGGCCAGCUUCCCCCUGAUUAUCGUGACAGAGAGGAGCCUACUCUUUACGAUCACCCCGCACCAGUUAUCAAUAUGCCCGAUGUCGAGAAGCCUGUCCCCAAGCAGAACGAUCACUUCAUCCCCAUCGGACGCUGGGUCAUCCCCCGCGGAGGCGAGUACUUCUUCACUCCCUCAAUCUCGGGUAUGCGGGAUACUCUGUGCAAGGCUUGA